Messenger RNA from Trichechus manatus latirostris (Florida manatee), 5708 nucleotides. RefSeq names its product kelch like family member 32 (gene KLHL32). Bases 443 to 2305 code for a protein of 620 amino acids. The record is from RefSeq and is a predicted model, not a curated record. The transcript has 11 exons. Gene Ontology annotation, molecular function: protein binding. NCBI's taxonomy places the organism in Eukaryota, Metazoa, Chordata, Mammalia, Sirenia, Trichechidae.
CGUCUGAGCCCGCCCCGUGGGUCGCCAAGGUGCGUUUCCAGGCUGACGCGGUCGCCUGGGGCAGAGCGAGUCGGACGCGCAGCCUGCAGUGCUGACUGGUGCUUUUUAUUUACUAGGAAACACUGUCUCCCCGCGGGAGAGUCCGGGAACGCGCAGGCAUACACACACAUACACACACACACACACACACACACACACACACGCCUUAGGGCGCUCAUUCUUCACAACUGCAUCCCCAAACUGGCAGAGCGAAGCUACUGCGGUUUCUCUUAACCUCAGCAUCGUGGGGCGAAGCAAAGCCAUUGUGCAUCAGGGAGAGCCCGGUGCCUGCGCUACCGCCUCGGGUACCUACCCCAGCAGACCGCUCACCCCAUCGGCUGGAAUGCUUGCUGACUCCUGUGCAAACUUCUAAGGCCAAGACCCUGAGGAACCCAGCUGGAGAAUGCCGUCUGAACGCUGCCUCAGUAUUCAAGAAAUGCUGACAGGCCAGAGGCUCUGCCACUCUGAAUCGCACAACCAUAGUGUCCUGGCAGCGCUGAAUCAGCAGAGAAGUGAUGGCAUCCUCUGCGAUGUCACCCUGAUUGCCGAGGAACAGAAAUUCCAUGCUCACAAGGCAGUCCUAGCAGCAUGCAGCGACUAUUUCCGGGCAAUGUUCAGUCUUUGUAUGGUGGAAAGUGGAGCCGAUGAAGUGAAUUUACACGGUGUGACCAGCCUUGGUUUAAAGCAGGCUCUGGAGUUUGCAUACACAGGACAGAUUUUGUUGGAGCCAGGCGUGAUCCAGGAUGUGUUAGCUGCUGGCAGUCACCUACAGCUGUUGGAGCUUCUCAAUUUAUGUUCCCACUAUCUCAUCCAGGAACUAAAUAGCUUUAAUUACUUGGAUCUGUACAGACUUGCUGACCUCUUUAACCUCACUUUGUUGGAGAAGGCCGUGAUCGAUUUCUUAGUGAAGCAUCUCUCUGAACUACUGAAGAGUCGCCCUGAAGACGUUCUAACACUUCCUUAUUGUCUGCUUCAGGAGGUCCUCAAGAGCGACCGCCUCACUUCCCUGAGUGAAGAGCAGAUCUGGCAGCUAGCUGUGAGGUGGUUGGAACACAACUGCCAUUACCAGUACAUGGAUGAGCUCCUGCAGUACAUCCGCUUUGGCCUCAUGGAUGUGGAUACUCUCCAUACAGUUGCCUUGUCCCACCCCCUGGUCCAAGCAAGUGAGACUGCAACAGCCCUUGUCAACGAGGCCCUGGAAUAUCACCAGAGUAUCUAUGCACAGCCUGUCUGGCAGACUGGUAGGACCAAACCACGGUUCCAGUCAGACACUCUAUACAUCAUUGGUGGGAAGAAGCGUGAGAUCUGUAAAGUCAAGGAACUUCGGUACUUCAAUCCUGUUGAUCAGGAGAAUGCUCUCAUAGCCACUGUUGCCAACUGGAGUGAGCUAGCUCCCAUGCCUGUGGGAAGGAGCCACCAUUGUGUGGCAGUCAUGGGAGACUUUUUGUUUGUAGCAGGAGGGGAGGUUGAGCAUGCCAGUGGCCGGACGUGUGCCGUGAGGACUGCCUGUCGGUAUGAUCCCCGCAGUAAUUCCUGGGCAGAGAUAGCACCCAUGAAAAAUUGCCGGGAGCAUUUUGUGCUCGGUGCCAUGGAUAAGUACCUCUACGCGGUUGGGGGCAGGAAUGAACUGCGCCAGGUUCUGCCUACAGUUGAGCGAUAUUGCCCCAAGAAGAACAAAUGGAUGUUUGUGCAAUCCUUUGACCGAUCCCUUUCAUGUCACGCUGGAUACGUGGCUGACGGUCUUCUUUGGAUAUCAGGUGGAGUAACUAACACGGCACAGUAUCAGAACAGACUAAUGGUAUAUGAACCUAACCAGAAUAAGUGGAUAAGCCGCAGCCCUAUGCUGCAGAGAAGGGUCUACCAUUCCAUGGCUGCUGUCCAAAGGAAGCUUUAUGUUCUUGGAGGCAAUGAUCUAGACUACAAUAAUGACCGGAUCCUUGUGCGGCAUAUAGAUUCUUAUAACAUAGACACUGACCAGUGGACACGCUGUAAUUUCAACUUGUUGACCGGCCAAAAUGAAUCUGGCAUUGCUGUCCAUAAUGGAAGAAUAUAUUUAGUUGGAGGCUAUUCGAUUUGGACAAAUGAGCCUCUGGCUUGUAUCCAGGUACUGGAUGUAAGUAGGGAAGGCAAAGAAGAAGUAUUCUAUGGGCCUACACUUCCCUUUGCUUCCAAUGGCAUAGCAGCCUGCUUCCUUCCAGCUCCGUAUUUCACAUGCCCUAACCUUCAAACUCUUCAAGUGCCUCAUCACAGGAUUGGCACCAUCUGAAAAGCCAAUACUCUAACAUUCAUCAUGAACAGGAGCAAAAACAAGGCUUGAGUCUAGUUACUGGACAUGAAAAGACCCAGUGUUCAAUGCUUCCUUAUUUUAUAGGUCUUAUACUCAGAUAAACAUGAGCAAAAAAUGAACAAUUUUCUAAAAUGUGUUAUUGAAAACGCCUGUCACCCUUCUCAGUGUAUGUCAACAUAAAAUAUGUAUGAUUUUAUUAUGGUGUAGCUUAGUGCCAACUUAAUGAUUCAUUAUUGUUCCAUGGGUCUUUAGAGCAUUCUUUGUAAACUUUUUCUAAUCAGUGCUGUCUAGGAUAAAGUGAUACUGUUCCUAAGGCAAUUUAUUUCACACUAAUAGCAUCAAUGAUCUUAAAAAACAACAACAACAACAAAACUUCAGUACUUAAUCCCUUCACUCCUUAAACCCAGGUUCAUAAUUUUUCUUUUUAAAAUUUAACAUUCUUCAUACCUACUCAGUAGAAACUUAGCAUUAUGGCAUAGUAAAUUUUUAAAUGCCAUAUUUUAUUCAAGGUGAUACAAAUAAUGGAAGUACACUAGAACAGCAGUUGGAAUACCCAGAUGUUUCUUUUGCCUUGGUUAUUUAUUCUGUGACCUUGGGCCAGAAGCUUAACUUUACAAGUUUUCUCACUGUUUAAGGAGGAUAAUUACUGAUUCCCAUCUUAAUUCAAAAGAAUGUUCUGAGAAUUAGGCAAAUGCUUUCAAGUACUUCACCUAAGAAAAAAAUUCAACUCAAAUUACAAAGUAUUUUACUGUCUUUGCAACCUUAUAAAUGAACAUGGAGGUUAGUUUUGAAUUUUAGAAAUUAUUAGGUAGAACUUGGAAAACAUGCUAUGGGAUAAAUGAUUCUGAAAAGUGUAUGAAAGAGACACACUAAAUAGGAAAAAGAGCAUUUACCAAAGCCAAUAAUCUCUAAACUUGUACAAAUCCUUGCCUCGAGUAACAACUCUCAAAUGUCUUACUUAAACACAUUUAGUGAAAAAAGACAUUUUAAAUCUCAGAAAAUUAGUUUGUACUAAUUAUGGUACAAUAAAGUACUUUGACAUACAUUUAACCUAGCAUUGGCAGUUCUAAUAAAUUUUUCCACUUUGUUAAAGGUUAUGUCAAUCUUCAGCGCUUGUGGGAUUCUUCUCCACCACCAAUACAUAUUUUAUUAUGACCACUUUUAAUAAUGCAUACAAAUUCUUUUUCAGGCUGGGUUUUCAGAUUUGCUUUGUCUACAACAAAAAAACAAAACUCAGUGAUCACAUCUGAACAUAAAUUCAGCAAGUAUAAUGUGAGUUUUUCUUUUUUCCUAAAUUUUGUCAAGAUCUAAGUCAUUUUCAUUAAAAGAAAAACGACUCUUUUUUUUCCCUUGCCAUAGUUUAAUUAUCCAGCAAUCCUUAUCUUUUAUAGGAAACUGUCAUUUUAUUCAUGUAACCAUUUUCAGUAAUCAAAAGUGACUGAAAAAACAAGUAUCUUUUUAUCCUAAAUACAAAAGUCACUAAGUUCAUACAUUGUUGUGUUAUAGGAUACCUAAAACAUUAAUUUUUAAGUAUAUGUAACUUCUGGUUAUUCAGAUUAAAGGGGGAGACGGGAAACUGAGGGUAAGGAAAAAAGCAAAAUUAAAAAGAACAGGAAUUUAGUUUAAACAAAAAACUUCAAAGUAUUUGAACAGCUCAGAACAAUGAAAAUUGAUAUUGGUAGUGGAUAUUUAGAAUGAUAAUAAGAGAACCUCUUUAAAAGGUGUAAACCAUCUAAACUAAAUUUUAAAAAUGCCUUACCAAAUCAGGAAAAAGGACCCCAGCACUUCAGAAAUCUUUUCAACAAGGACCUAAGCAAGAAGUAUUUCAGGUUUACUAACAUUUCAACCUACCAUAUAAGUUUUCUCUCUAGCUGUUUUAUCUUAUCAUUUGUAUUCCCAGACUUCAUGUCCCGUACAUGAAAGAGAGAUGGCCUAAAAAUAAGCCUGCCUGACUGAUAAAGAGUGUGUAAGACUACUCUUGAUUAUUUCUGUAUCCAUUUCCAACUACUCAUAUAAUACAAAUCAGCAUAUAUUUUUAAAUCCUUCUUAGCAAUCUUUAUAAUGUAUUAUUCAUUGUAUUACAGAACAAAAUUGAGAAUUUUGUAAAGUUUUGCACAAUUUUGAGACCUCCUUUACAGCUAUACCGAAACAGCAGCAUAAAAGUACAACAUUCCUUCCUUAAAAACAAAAACUCAAAUACUUUCCCGCAAAUUAUCAACAAGAGAAAAUGAGAAAAAUCUAGAAAACUUUUUAAUAUAAGCCAAAUUCUAUUGAAACUAUUCAAAUAUAUAUUUCCCAUUUAAGUGAGCUACCCUAUAGUAAUUCAUCUUCUAUUUUUACUCUUCAAAAUUAAAGGUCAUUCUGUUGGUAUUUAAAUUAUUAGAUUGCUUUGAAUUUCCAUGUGAAGAGCAUAAGACUUCCAAACAUUUAAACAUCACUUCAUGAUUUUAUUUUAUAAAAAAGAAAACAAAAAGCAGCAUCACAUAGAUAUUAGUAGAGUGAGUAUUCUUAUGUGGGAGGAAAAGCCAGCAAAGACAUGACUCUCAAAUGAUCUGUAAGUAAAAUGCAAUAUAAUUCCUUAGACCCUUAAUAACAAAAUGCCAGUUGGAUUAUGAUUAUGGUACUUCUUAUACUUUUCAUAUUUUCUUCACAGUUUAACCCCAUGUAGAUCAUAUCCCCUUCAGCAAUAACUGAAAAACUAUUGUUUUAGCACGGAGUAUAAAAACAAUAGGAAUAAAAUACAAAUUGUUCCUUCAGGUAACAUGGUUCAUUUUUAUUUUGGCUUUCAAAUAGUCAAUCUGUCAAAGAAAGGAAGUUAAAUAAUCACUAGGUCACAGGCACAGUACAGGUUAAAUAUAAAUAUUUCUAAUUUUAUACAUAAACACGUGUGUCUGUAUAUAUAUAUAUACAUAUACACACAUAUACAUCUUUAUUAUAUGCUCAAAUAACUUAUAAACAUUAAGAAUGCCCAGAAUUUUUCUAAAAGCACAAUUUACAAAUGCAAUAAAAUGGGUAACUUAUCUAUACAACCACAAACUUUAAUUAGCAGAAAUUGGUCAAUUGCCAUCUUUUGGUACUGACUCCUUACCUUACUGUGCAGGUAUCACAGAAUCAAAAUACGAAUCUCAUACCCUAUUAGAUAUGUGAAAGAAUAUGCUAUUUUGCUAGCUUCUCAAAACAAUUGUUUUAACCAACCAAAGCAUGUUUAUUUACAUUUGCAUACUACAUUUCUUGAUUGACAAGAUAAUAUUUUUAAUCCUAACAGGAACAGGCAAGGGAUCAGUUUUUGGAAAAUGUAAGGUUUAUGUAAAACAGCCUGUCAAUCAAGCAGCAGUGAUUUAGUACAGAUGAUACAAUUUUUGGUGAGGUUUCUAUGAUAUCU